CUUUGUUUAUUUUUCAAUUUUUUCUCACAAUCUGUUAUUUGAAUUUCAGAAAAUGGCUCGGAGAAAUGAGUCAACGCCUGAACGAAUGCAACUACACGAGCAAAUUGCCAACAUUUCUGUGACGUUCAAUGACAUUCCUCGCUCGGAUCACUCAAUGACUCCAACAGAACUAUGUUAUUUUGAUGAUUUUGCUACUACGCUUGUCGUCGACUCGGUUCUCAACUUUACUACCCAUAAAAUGAGCAAAAAGCGACGCUAUUUGUAUCAGGACGAGUAUAGAACGGCUCGAACAGUUAUGAAAACAUUCAGAGAGCAACGAGAUUGGACCAAUGCAAUUUACGGACUUUUGACUCUCCGAAGUGUUUCACAUUUCCUCUCGAAACUUCCUCCGAACAAGCUAUUUGAAUUCCGUGAUCACAUUGUUCGAUUUCUCAAUAUGUUCAUACUUGAUUCUGGGUACACCAUCCAAGAAUGCAAACGCUAUUCGCAAGAAGGUCAUCAAGGUGCAAAACUUGUUUCAACUGGGGUUUGGAGCCGCGGCGAUAAAAUUGAGCGGCUCAGCGGUGUCGUGUGCCUGCUAUCCAGCGAAGAUGAGGAUUCUAUACUGGCUCAAGAAGGAAGCGAUUUCUCUGUGAUGUACAGCACAAGAAAACGCUGUUCGACUCUAUGGCUAGGUCCAGGUGCCUAUAUCAAUCAUGACUGUCGGCCGACCUGUGAAUUCGUAUCACAUGGAAGUACAGCUCACAUUCGAGUUCUUCGUGACAUGGUUCCCGGUGACGAAAUCACCUGCUUCUACGGCAGUGAAUUCUUCGGUCCAAACAACAUAGACUGUGAAUGUUGCACUUGCGAGAAGAACAUGAAUGGAGCUUUCAGUUAUCUCCGUGGAAACGAGAAUGCUGAACCAAUAAUUUCGGAGAAGAAGACCAAAUAUGAACUCCGCUCACGAUCCUAAAUCAUAAUUUUCAAUCAUUUUUACAAAUUAAUUCAUGUUCCAUGGCCAGUGUAAAUACGAUAUCUUUUACGAAGAGAAGCAUUGGCUUUUCUUUUCUUUAAAUUCUGAUAUCAAAUUUCUAUUUUCAGUAUAGCACAGCCCCAGUACCAGUACCGCAGUUUUCAGUACACUAGAUACCUGAAAUCCAUAGCGAUCCCAAAGAAACUUUCUUCCCCCUUUCCUUUUUGGUUCUUGUGUGUGUACAACGAUCUCUAUCUGUGCUCUAUUUUGUUUUCUUAUUUUCAUUCUUUAAAAUUCCAGAUUCAUUUUUGAAAUUACAGUAUGUCUAAUCAAUAAAUUAUUUAUAAGAAGAUGAUACACUU
This is a messenger RNA of Caenorhabditis elegans, 1314 nucleotides long. RefSeq names its product Histone-lysine N-methyltransferase Suv4-20 (gene set-4). The record is from RefSeq and is marked reviewed. Gene Ontology annotation, molecular function: histone H4K20me methyltransferase activity; histone H4K20 methyltransferase activity. Gene Ontology annotation, biological process: chromatin remodeling. Lineage: Eukaryota; Metazoa; Nematoda; Chromadorea; Rhabditida; Rhabditidae. The coding region runs from base 86 to 952 and encodes 288 amino acids. The transcript is spliced from 5 exons. Gene Ontology annotation, cellular component: nucleus; chromosome.